Cladocopium goreaui is the source of this 849-nucleotide messenger RNA. The record is from the annotation of a GenBank genome assembly. Lineage: Eukaryota; Dinophyceae; Suessiales; Symbiodiniaceae.
AUGCCAUGCGGCAUUGGAUUCGCAUGCAACAGCGCCAUCCGUCAGAGCAGAGGUCGGUUCCUCUGUCGCUUCGAUGCCGACGACGUGAUGUUCGAGGAACGCGUCGAGCGGCAAGUGGCGCUGCUGCGGCACCUGCCACCUGAGGAGCAGGAGAAGACCAUCGUGGGCAGUGGCUUUCUUCGGAUGCCCCAGGACGCCACACCACGCUAUACCCAGUGGUUGAACGAGAUGACGGAGCAUCAGUUGAUGGCCCAACGUUUCCGGGAAGUCACCCUGUUGCAUCCCACCUGGAUGUAUCAUCGCAAGAUCUGGGAACGCGUGGGAGGUUACACUGAAGACACCUCUGUUGGUGAAGACAUUGUCUUCUUCCACAAACACCUGGAGACAGGCGGCUUGCUGCGCAGGGUGCGCGAGCCCUUGCUGCGCUACCGCUGCCACCCGGGACAGCGAAGCUGGCGCCUGCCACGGCGGCAGGUGCAGAAUGCGAAGGUGGCCGCCUUCGAGCGUCAAGUCCUCGACGCUGACGCCAGCGCCGCCAGCGCCUGGUGCGAAGGCUUCGGGGUGCUGGGCGCUGGCCGCGAUGCGCGAGACUUCUGCAAGGUGUUGUCCCCCGAAAAGUUGCGCCUGGUCCGCGCCUUCUACGAGGUCGAUCCAAAGAAGAUUGGCAAAAGCAUCAGCUUCCCUAUGGAAGGGCAAGCGCCACAUGAGGUUCCCAUCGUGGAGCAGUCCCAGCUGCAGCUGCCCUUCGUGGUCUGCGUGGCCUUGGAGCGAGGCUAUGAAGUCCUGGAAGCGAUCCGAAGGGAUCAGCCGGACGCCCAAGAAGGUGUCGACUACUUCCAUUUGGUUUGA